AUGCGUCACUGCCUUCUCCUCCUCCUCCUCUCCCAUUUCAUCGCUGCUGACCAACUCUGGCUCUCCGGUGGCUGGGGUCCCAUCGGAGAUCUCAACAAACCCUAUCUGAAAGAGAUCGCGGAGUUUGCAGUUUCUGAAAUCAGCAAACAAUCCCGCAAGAAGUUGGUAUUCCAGAGCGUUCUCAAGGGUGAGCGUCAAGUAGUACGAGGAUUCAAUUAUCUUCUUGACAUUGAGGUCAAGGAUGAGUCGUCGCCCCAUUCCUCUAGUACUGUCAUAUAUAAAUGUUCUGUCUUCAGUGGUAUCUUAGACGAGGGGAUGAAAUUCAAGGGUUGUGAGAUCCUUUCUGGUAGGGUGGAUGUCAAUUUCUAG
Messenger RNA from Rosa chinensis, 369 nucleotides. Its product is annotated as cysteine proteinase inhibitor 1. The transcript has a single exon. NCBI's taxonomy places the organism in Eukaryota, Viridiplantae, Streptophyta, Magnoliopsida, Rosales, Rosaceae. The record is from RefSeq and is a predicted model, not a curated record. Gene Ontology annotation, molecular function: cysteine-type endopeptidase inhibitor activity. Bases 1 to 369 code for a protein of 122 amino acids.